AUGUCGAAACGCGAUAUCGUCCUCACCAAUGUCACCGUUGUCCAGCUGCUGCGACAGCCGUGCCCGGUGACCAGAAGACCACCCCCACCGGAGCCCAAGGUUGAGACAGAGCAGGAGCCCCAGGCUGAGCCAGAGCCCAAACCUGAGCCAGUCAAGGAGGAAUCCCCACUUCCUCAACCUAAGAAGGCUGCUGUGGUUCAGAAGCUGACAGUGGGCAUCAAUGGAUUUGGACGCAUCGGUCGCCUGGUGCUCCGUGCCUGCAUGGAGAAGGGUGUUAAGGUGGUGGCAGUGAACGAUCCAUUCAUUGACCCGGAAUAUAUGGUGUACAUGUUUAAAUAUGACUCCACCCAUGGCCGGUACAAGGGGACUGUGGAGUACAGGAACGGAAAACUGGUGGUGGACAACCAGGAGAUCAGCGUCUUCCAGUGCAAGCAGCCCCGAGAUAUUCCCUGGAAGUCUGUCGGGAACCCCUUUGUGGUGGAGUCCACAGGCGUGUACCUGUCCUUACAGGAGGCUUCAGACCACAUCGAGGCUGGUGCCACGCGUGUGGUCAUCUCUGCACCCUCACCCGAUGCGCCCAUAUUUGUCAUGGGAGUAAACGAGAAGAACUAUGAUCCUGGCUCCAUGAAAGUUGUCAGCAAUGCCUCCUGCACGACCAACUGCCUGGCACCCCUUGCCAAGGUCAUCCAUGAGCAGUUUGGGAUCGUGGAAGGGCUGAUGACCACAGUUCAUUCCUACACUGCCACCCAGAAGACAGUGGACGGGCCAUCGAAGAAGGCCUGGCGAGACGGGCGGGGUGCCCACCAGAACAUCAUCCCAGCCUCCACAGGGGCUGCCAAAGCCGUUGGCAAAGUCAUUCCAGACCUCAAAGGGAAGCUGACAGGAAUGGCGUUCCGGGUGCCAACCCCAGAUGUAUCUGUUGUGGACCUGACCUGCCGCCUGGCCCAGCCUACCUCGUACGAGGCCAUCAAAGACGCCAUAAAAGCAGCAGCCCAAGGGCCCAUGGCUGGCAUCCUUGCCUACACAGAGGAUGAGGUCGUGUCCACGGACUUUGUGGGCGAUACCCACUCGUCCAUCUUCGAUGCUAAAGCCGGCAUCGCGCUCAACGACAACUUCGUGAAGCUCAUUUCCUGGUACGACAACGAAUACGGCUACAGUCACCGGGUGGUGGACCUCCUCCGUUACAUGUUCAGCCGCGACCAGUGA
Mirounga angustirostris (Northern elephant seal) is the source of this 1206-nucleotide messenger RNA. RefSeq names its product glyceraldehyde-3-phosphate dehydrogenase, spermatogenic (gene GAPDHS). The coding region runs from base 1 to 1206 and encodes 401 amino acids. Gene Ontology annotation, cellular component: cytosol. The record is from RefSeq and is a predicted model, not a curated record. NCBI's taxonomy places the organism in Eukaryota, Metazoa, Chordata, Mammalia, Carnivora, Phocidae. The transcript has 11 exons. Gene Ontology annotation, biological process: glycolytic process; glucose metabolic process. Gene Ontology annotation, molecular function: NAD binding; glyceraldehyde-3-phosphate dehydrogenase (NAD+) (phosphorylating) activity; NADP binding.